AUGUCAGAAGUCGCCUUCAUCAAAUCCUUCCUCUCUUCGCUCGACUCCCGCCCUAUCAAGCUCCGAGCAGACUAUGUCCUCGACGAAGAGCGAGUUGGACCUCGCGUCCCUGAAAAUGAACAGUACCUCCUCCCCCGCCUCAGCGCCCCCCACCCGGAAAUGCCCAAGAAAGUGCAGCGCACGCAAGCCCCCGGCUCGUCGAAAUCCAUAACCGUGCACCUGAAGAGCGCGCGCAACCCCGCAUUCGAAUUCUCGCUACCCAAUGCACCCAUCACCACGACCUCGGUGCAGGACCUCAAAGACGCAGUCCAGGAACGGGUCGUUGACGCACAGGACGGAAAGGUGUCGGUGGAGAAGAUCAAGAUUCUGUAUAAGCGAAAGCCGGUGACGGGGAAGACGAUCGCGGAGUUGCUGGCUGAUGAGCCUGAGAUGUUGGCUGGAGGCAAGGAGGUGGAGUUUGGGGUGAUGAUAAUGGGAGGGGCAAAGGUUGUGGAAGGAGGCAGUAGUGGUGAGGGGGAUGUGAGUGCUGCUGCUGCGCCUAAGGCGGCGGUUGGGCCGAGUGGGGAGGAGGUGUUGAGGAUGGAGGCGUUCUGGGAUGAUUUGCAGGGGUUCUUGGAGCAGAGGUUGAAGGAUAGUGUGUAUGUUAAGGGUAGACCAAUGCUCGCCGGCUUUGAAUACAUUUAUACUUCAAGCUUAGAAAUCAAGCAGUGUACAGGCUGGUGCAAAGGCUCUAAAGGUCAGGGCAAGGAGAUCAUCAUACAGCAUUCAUCCAUAGCACCCCCAAUGUACUGGGGGCCAGGGAUAUCAAGACAUUCAAGUCGACCACACGGUCCGCAAAUCCUAUUCAUAUGGAAACGCACCAAGAAAUUCACUGGUAUCGAAAAGGUCGUGUUAUAA
Messenger RNA from Aspergillus niger, 897 nucleotides. RefSeq lists its product as uncharacterized. The record is from RefSeq and is a predicted model, not a curated record. The transcript has 5 exons. The coding region runs from base 1 to 897 and encodes 298 amino acids. NCBI's taxonomy places the organism in Eukaryota, Fungi, Ascomycota, Eurotiomycetes, Eurotiales, Aspergillaceae.